CCCAAAAGAUGUCAGCGUCCUACUGUCCUUUUCCUUCUCGGAAAAAGCGAAACUGCUGGAAAACAAAAGGGUAGGCUAGUCUUUUACAUUCCAAAAUGACAUGUCCGAACAACGUGGCAGCUGGAUCGUUUCUAAUGGAUUCGUUGGUCGGGGGUUCAUCUCCAUACAGAGGCGAGGGAUACUCCGCCAACUCUGGGAUGUAUUUGCAAACGACUGCAGACUAUGGCUGUUCGAUGAUGCGAAAUUAUGGUAUUCUGAGCGCACCUCUAUCGAAACGGGAUGAGCUUCCGCCAACCAGUCUCUCCUUGAGCGCUUACAACCACUCGCAUUACCUGUCGCAGCGGGACGCCUGGGGAACGGGUGCAAAAACUUAUAGGAAUGGGCAACCUGUUGCCCAGUCUUUGCAUCCUUGUUCCUUCACUACAAGUAAUGUCAAAGAAGAAGAAAUUCCUUCUCUUUUUCAGGCUGGUACGGAUACAUCUAAAGACUCAAACGUAUCGUCUACGUAUAUACGACUGGGAGACAAUGCCAGGCAGGCGGAUCAAAGCACGGUCGUGGCGCACGACUAUUUCCGCGGAGGCCAAGUAUAUUCUACCCAGGGAGGGCAACAAGGCGGUGGGUUUGGAACAGAUUUUUCCUCUGUGCCCAGAAUAACAUCGCCUGUUGAGACCCCAUGUUCAGAUGAGCCUGUCAAAAGAAGCGAUUCCAAGCAGGGCACUGCUGAUGGUGAAAUGAAAGCUGAGGAGCAUGAUACCAACCAAGGGCAACCUAGCAAAGAGGAGAAUGGCCCGAAGACCGACAGCGGUACAGAUGAGUCAGAAAAUGAACUGAAAGAUGAGGAGCGAUUGGAGAAGACAACUGUGAAUUGGCUCAAGGCAAAAAGUGGACGGAAGAAGAGAUGCCCAUAUACAAAGUACCAGACACUCGAGCUUGAGAAGGAGUUCUUGUUCAACAUGUACUUGACUCGUGAGCGCCGCCUGGAGAUCAGCAAGAGUAUCAACCUUACUGAUAGACAGGUCAAGAUAUGGUUCCAAAAUCGGAGGAUGAAGCUGAAGAAGCUAAAUAGGGAAAGCAGAGUUCGUGAGCUAACAUGCUAUAAUUUCCAUUAAAUAGAUGUACCUGCGCCACACACACACACACACACACACUCUCUCUCUCUCUCUCUCUCUCUCUC
Messenger RNA from Clupea harengus (Atlantic herring), 1174 nucleotides. It is a transcript of the gene hoxc10a, whose product is annotated as homeobox C10a. Gene Ontology annotation, cellular component: nucleus. Gene Ontology annotation, biological process: regulation of transcription by RNA polymerase II. Gene Ontology annotation, molecular function: RNA polymerase II cis-regulatory region sequence-specific DNA binding; DNA-binding transcription factor activity, RNA polymerase II-specific. Lineage: Eukaryota; Metazoa; Chordata; Actinopteri; Clupeiformes; Clupeidae. The record is from RefSeq and is a predicted model, not a curated record.